AUGGGAUUUAAUAAAAAGUCAAAAUAGGAUGGUCAUACUAACUAUGUCUAGUCAGUUUGUUUCUCUCCUGAUGGAAUACAUUAGCUUCUAGUAGUGAUGAUAACUCUAUCCUUCUUUGGGAUGUUACAACAGAAUAAUAAAAAGCAAAAUUGGAUGGUCAUAGUAGUGCUAUCAUGUCAGUCUGUUUCUUUCCUGAUGGAAACACAUUAGUAUCAUGUAGUAGAGAUAACUCUAUCCGUCUCUGGGAUUUCAAAACAGGAUAAUAAAAAGCCAAAUUAGAUAGUCAUACUAAUCGUGUCAACUCAGUCUGUUUCUCUCUUGAUGGAAAUACAUUAGCAUCUGGUAGUAAUGAUAAGUCUAUCCGUCUAUGGGAUGUUAAAGCAGGAUAGGAAAUUUAAUCCUCAGAUAAUAGAUAUAACGAUAUAUUGGAAAAUUGCAAGAUUUCAUUGUUAUAAAACAACCCAUUUACAGGUAUUUAUUAUUAAUAUUAUUUAGUUAUUACUAACAUUCCUAUUCUCUGUAUAUCCUAAACACCAAUCUUUAAAGCUAAAGGAGCUCUUGUACUUAAGGGAGAGUUUAUUAUUUAGUAAAGCUUUGACUUAAGAUUGUUAUUAAAAUCAAGAGGAUGUUGCAUUUUGGAAAGCAGUAUGCAAAAAUGUCAUAUUAUGA
Molecule: messenger RNA, 669 nt
Organism: Paramecium primaurelia
Lineage: Eukaryota; Ciliophora; Oligohymenophorea; Peniculida; Parameciidae
Source: the annotation of a GenBank genome assembly